Pieris napi is the source of this 2713-nucleotide messenger RNA. RefSeq lists its product as uncharacterized. Bases 196 to 1806 code for a protein of 536 amino acids. The record is from RefSeq and is a predicted model, not a curated record. Lineage: Eukaryota; Metazoa; Arthropoda; Insecta; Lepidoptera; Pieridae. The transcript is spliced from 6 exons. Gene Ontology annotation, biological process: phospholipid metabolic process; arachidonate secretion.
CGGGUUUUGGCGCAAACACCGCUCGCUGCCACAGAUAAUUUAUACAAAAAAGUUACGCGACAGUUAAUUUUCUAUUAUAAUAUUUUAGUGAAAAGGGGAAAGUUUCGUGACUUUGUGACCUGUGUUAAAUCGGUUUAUUUUAGUGUUGCGGCGUGACAAUCUAAUUUUAAUACAAUUAUUACAGAUGGAAUCGAGAUGUACCACAAGGUGAGGCGAAAAAUGUACUACAUUUUGGGAGCCAUUUUAUUUUUAAUUGGUCUGUCAUUCGCUCUGCCGAUAGCUUUAGACAUACCUGAGUCUUCGAAAAAUGAUAUUGAUAAUGAUAUCAUUGAUUUCGAUGAAGAAUAUUCAAUGAAAUAUAAUAAACAAUAUGGUAUUUUGCCAUGGAAUUCUGCUGAGUUUAAUAAGGAGUCGAAUAGAUAUGACAUAGACAAUGUGACGAAAGAUGAAGACGAAAUAAAUAAAACAGAACUGAUUACAACAACAGGAAAGGAUGAAUUAAAUGUUAUACCAAUAGAACUAAUUAGUACUACUGAAAGUUCACGAGACGAGACAACAACGGAAGACUUGACCGUAAUACCUCUAUCAUCUACUGAAAAAAGUAGUGUUUUCUUUAAUGAAACUGAAAUCAUAGUUGUAUCAACUGAAAAGUCCGAAGAUUUCAAUUCCACAACAGACUUUUAUGAAUUGACUACAAGUGAUAGGCCAGUUAUAAAUGAUAGUUUAAGUUUAAAUAAUAAUCCUGUAGAAAUAACCACCGAAUUUACAUCGACCAAUAGUACAGAAUUUAUAAAAGAAUCAAUAACAAUGACGACAAAUACAACAGCUACAAAUGCAGAAGAUUCCAUAACAAGACAAACAAAUUUAACUGAAACAAGUAAUGCAACAAUCACUGACAGAGAUAUAGAAAGUGCAGAAAUACCGGAUGUUCCCCUGUUCACAGAAUUAGAUACCGAAGAACAGGAAGUACCAGAAGAUUACUAUGACAAUAAAGAUAUUGUGCCAACUCCAACACCGAAGACUGACGCUCUUUCAGUACUCUUUGGAUUUGCUGGUAGCGUUGUAGAAGGAGUUGUAGAUAGUGUGGCGGAAAGAAUUUUCCCCAAGACUUUAUAUGAUCUGUUAAAGCGAAUGCAGAAACAGAAUGAAGCGCUAGAAGCAGAAAGAUUAAGAAGUAGAGAGGAGAAUGGUGGAAUUGGUCAAUUUACACGGGGCGUCAUUAAAUCCAUAUCCAAUGGUCUCACUAGGCCGUUGAGUCAGCUGAUGGCAGGUGCCAGAGACAUAGGGUCUUUGGAUAGUGACCGUGGCUUCGUCAGUAGUCUUGCAUCUGGUGUAACCAGCGUGGCAGAUGCUGCUAAUUCUAUGCUUGAUACGUUCAAGGAUCGAGUACAAGCUAUUUAUCCAGGGACUCUUUGGUGCGGAGACGGCCACUCAGCCCAAGCUAGGUCCAGUGAUCUGGGGCUGUUCUUCUUUACGGAUACCUGCUGUAGACAGCAUGAUUCCUGUAAGCUAUACAUUCCUAGUGGAGAGACCAAAUUUGGAUUGACUAAUACUGGUCUAUUUACGAGAUCGCACUGUAGCUGCGACGCCAAAUUCCGGGAAUGCCUAAAAAAGACCAACUCGCUGGUUUCUUCCCAGAUUGGACUUACAUAUUUCAAUGUGCUUGGCCCACAAUGCUUCAGACGAGCUCAUCCCAUCGUCAAAUGUGUGAGAAGGACCAGAUUGACCGGUCAAAAGUGUGAAGAAUAUGAGUUGGACUUCACCAAACCCAAAAUGUGGCAGUGGUUUGACAACGAGAGCUAUUAAAAGAUACAAUUUUUUGUGCAUGAAAAAUCAAGAUAAAUAUAUAAUAAUCGAGAUGGAUAUAAGGUAAAACACAAACGUUGUAGAUUCCAAGGAACUAAAUUUAAAUAUCAGCACAGCAGUUGCUUGGUGUGCAAGCAGUAAUAUCUAUGUUGCAUUGGAUUCAGUGACCAGUGAUAGAUAUUGCACCACCUUUAUGCCAACCUUCCACUGUGAGCGGAACGGACCCAUUACGGACUCCGCUAUACUCGUGACGAUGAUUUUCAUACAUUUUCAUUUCCGUGGGAAGAAUUCGAUUGAAUAUUAAAGUCGAUUAGUGCACAGCCGGGCAUCGGACCUACAACCUCAGGGAUGAGAGUCGCACGCAGAAUGAAAGAAAUGUCAUUUGCCAUAUGCUUCCUUAAAACUGUGAAUAACUAAUCUGGUAUCAAAUUUCAGAGACAUUACUAAUAUAAUAAUAAUAAUAAAGUCCGUUUAAUUUCCAAUUGAACUCCAACUGACGCUGUCCAUGGCAGUCUUUCUCCAUUCGCUUCCUGCUAUCGCUUCUAUCCACCUUUUUUUAGGCACCUUCUUCUCCUUUUCCAUACAGUUGUCUUUAAAGUUCACCUUUUAUCUGUGUAUCUUGCUAUAUGCCCCGCCUAUUUAAGCGCGCAAAUAAGAUCAAAGUAACUCCAAAACAAUUAGAUCAAGAUAUCAAAACAGAAGUCUUGCUAUAUUAGAACUUUGAUCACAUUUUUACGUUGUAUAUGGUUUUCACGUAACCUCUAAUGAAUUAAAAAUGGAAAAGUACAUGUAUUGAAUAAUGGGUCAAUAAGGCGGACCCAUAUGAAUUUACUUUAACAAUAUUAAUUAGUGUGUAUUAAAUUUAGUCUUUUUUUAAUACUGAUUCGUGUACAAACUGUAAUUAAUA